Messenger RNA from Boleophthalmus pectinirostris (great blue-spotted mudskipper), 7851 nucleotides. RefSeq names its product sperm associated antigen 9b (gene spag9b). Gene Ontology annotation, cellular component: cytoplasm. Gene Ontology annotation, molecular function: kinesin binding; MAP kinase scaffold activity; signaling receptor complex adaptor activity. Lineage: Eukaryota; Metazoa; Chordata; Actinopteri; Gobiiformes; Gobiidae. The coding region runs from base 409 to 4269 and encodes 1286 amino acids. The record is from RefSeq and is a predicted model, not a curated record. The transcript is spliced from 29 exons. Gene Ontology annotation, biological process: vesicle-mediated transport.
UGUGAAGAAAACUAUUUUUAAACUUCUGUGACCCGCUCAGAAUCUCCUCCCCGCACAUGAUUUCUGCCUCCGCUUCUGUCCCGUGUUCCAUAGUUCCGAGGCUCCGUGAACGCGGCGGCAGGAGCUCAUCUGUUGGACGCAGGGAAACUAAUCAGCGGAGCCAAGUUAAGACUUCAGCCCGCGGUGCUAGCUCCCUGUCGGGCUAGCGAGAUCCACAAGCCCCCGGAACCAGCAGACACUGUGUGGAAGUUCCAGCAACAGUCAUCCGCACGGGAAUAGCCAUGUUUUAGAAAAGUUUUAGCGCAGUGGAAAGUACCGGGGCGGGUUGCUUAGUGGUAUCCAGCUGGAGGGACUCGCUCUCGGCUUAGCACUUUGCCGUUAGCCGUGGGGAAAAAUAAGUGCAAAAACAUGGACCUGGACGAAGUAGUUCUGUACCACGACGACUCGGGCAACUCCGCCGUCAUGUCCGAGCGCGUCUCCGGUCUGGCCAGCUCCAUCUACCGGGAGUUCGAGCGGCUCAUCGAGAAGUACGACGAGGACGUGGUGAAGGAGCUGAUGCCGCUGGUGGUGGCCGUGCUGGAGAGCCUGGAGACGGCGUGCGGAGUGAGCCAGGAGCGGGAAGUGGAGCUGGAGCUUCUGAAGGAGGACAACGAGCAGCUGGUCACGCAGUACGAGAGGGAGAAGGCGCUAAGGAAGCACGCCGAGGAAAGGUACAUGGCCAUGGAGGACUCUCAGGAGGGGGAGAAGAAGGAGCUGCAGGUCAGAGUCAUCUCUCUUGAGUCUCAGGCCCGACAGCUGGAGACCAAGACCAAGAACUAUGCAGACCAAAUCAGCAGAUUUGAGGAGAGAGAGGCGGAGCUCAAGAAAGAGUAUAAUGCACUUCACCAGAGACACACAGAGAUGAUCCACAGUUACAUGGAGCACUUGGAGAGGACUAAACAUCUGCAUGGACCUGCCCCAGAGCCCACAGAGUCUGGUCCCACAAAGACAAGGAGGGAGCGUCCCAUCUCCAUCGGCCUGUUCCAGCUUCCUGCACCAGACGGCGUGACCCCUGACCCCCACAGACAGCCAGAGGACGCGGCCGAACUGUGGAGAUACAACAACCUCAGUCACACGCGCUCCAACACUAGCCUCAAGGAUGAGAUGUCCAGUGCAAGCCAUAGCUCUAAGUCCGGCUCUCCAUCCAAAUCCACAUUCCCCAAGUCCAACAGCUCCUCUCAGGGCCCAGCGUCCAGUCUGAGGGGAGGGGCGACCACACCGGCCUCCUCAACAGCACCUUCAGACGUCACCAUGGAGACAGCGGCAACACCCAGUCAGGAGAGAGGAUCCUCAGACGGACUCCACAGAAACUUGGACGGCAAGAUCGGCAAACCAGACAGCAAUAAAGAUCUCACCGGUGUCCAGAGAACUCAGGGUUCUUCGCUUAAUGAUGAAGAUGGAGCAGACGAGCUGGAGAAGUCCGCAGUGCAGGCCAUCAUUGAGUCCACUCCUGAGCUGGACAUGGAGCUGGAAGGCCUGAAAGCCACAAGUACGCCAGCUAAAGGGGGUGUAGAGAACCUGGCGUUUGACCGUAACACAGACUCUCUGUUUGAGGAGCUGUCCUCUGCUGGGAACGACCUGGUGGGAGACGUGGAUGAGGGAGCCGACCUGCUGGGUAUGGGAAGAGAAGUGGAGCAUCUCAUCCAAGAAAAUGCCCAGCUGCUCGAGACCAAAAAUGCCUUGAACGUGGUGAAGAAUGACCUGAUAGCCCAGCUGGAUGAUCUGGCUUGUGAGAAGGAGGUCCUGCAGGGAGAGCUGUUGGCUGUGGCCCAGGCCAAGAGCAAACUGGAACAGAGGAAUAAGGAGCUAGAGGAGGAGCUGAAAAAGCUUCGGACUGAGCUAGAGGAGACCAAACGCAAGGUGAAGAACGACAAUGAAGAUGAUAGCGACGUGCCCACAGCCCAGAGGAAGCGCUUCACUCGGGUGGAGAUGGCUCGUGUGCUGAUGGAGAGGAACCAGUACAAGGAGAGACUGAUGGAGCUGCAGGAGGCAGUGCGCUGGACUGAGAUGAUCCGAGCCUCCAAGGAGAACCCCAGUCUACCAGAGAAGAAGAAAUCCAGCCUGUGGCAAUUUUUCAGCCGUUUGUUCAGCUCGUCCGGAGGAGGAGCCAAGAAGCCCUCAGCGGAGUCCCCGGUCAACGUCAAAUACAACGCCCCCACCUCCCAGGUCCAGCCCUCGGUGAAGAAGAAGAGCAGCACCCUCCAGCAGCUGCCCAGUGACAAGAGCAAGGCCUUCGAUUUUCUCAAUGAAGAAGCUCCUGCUGAGAGCGUGUCCCGCCGUGAGCAGAAGAGGGCGCAGUACCAGCAGGUCAAAGCUCACGUUCAGAAAGAGGAUGGAAGGGUCCAGGCCUAUGGCUGGAGUCUGCCCAAGAAGUACAAGGCCAAUGGAGGACAGGCUGAGGGGAAGAUGAAGAACCUGCCUGUGCCUGUGUUCCUCAGACCUCUGGAUGAGAAAGAUGCUUCUAUGAAGCUGUGGUGUGCUGCUGGAGUGAACCUGUCUGGAGGCAGGACCAGAGACGGGGGCUCUAUAGUAGGAGCCAGUGUGUUCUACAGCGACGCUCCUACUCCUGACAGCCCCCGGAACAAGACAAACAGCAGCCUGGACCAGCUUGACCAGGAGCUCAAGGAUCAGCAGAAGGAGCUGAGGCAGCAGGAGGAGCUGUCAUCUCUGGUGUGGAUCUGCACCAGCACUCAGGCCUCCACCAAAGCUGUGGUCAUCGACGCCAACCAGCCCGGCAACAUUCUGGAGAGCUUCACCGUGUGCAGCUCCCAUGUGCUCUGCAUCGCCAGUGUGCCAGGAGCCAGAGAGACGGACUACCCCGCAGGAGAGGAGGUGUGUGUGAAUUCGGGACCCUCCAAGGACCCCUCCUCCUGCACCAGCCCCACUCCAGGAGAGGAGGGCCUGCUGGGGGGCAUCACCGUGGUGGGCUGUACGGCCGAGGGCUCUGCCGCACCACAGAGUCCAGUGAAGACCAACGGAGACUCCAGACAAGAGGAGGCGACAGAAGCCGUGGAGGGGAGCCCCACAGAUGCAGACAGGAGAGGCAGUCUGAGAGGAGUGUACACGGAGCACAUCUUCACUGACCCGCUGGGAGCAGAGACCAUACAUGGGACCAGUGAUGUGAAGGACAGUGGGGAGCAGGGUGCAGAGGAGGAGCAAGACCUGAGCAGAGAGGAGGCUCAGAGGAUGAGCAGCGUGCAGCCAACCAUGUGGCUCGGGGCGCAGAACGGAUGUAUAUACAUCCAUUCUUCCGUGGCUCAGCGGAAAAGGUGUCUCCAUUCUGUGAAACUCAAGGACUCUGUGUUGGGCAUAGUUCAUGUGAAGGGCCGGGUGCUGGUGGGGCUGUCAGACGGAACUAUCGCCAUUUUCCACAGAGGGGCCGACGGGCAGUGGGACGUGACCAACUACCACCUGAUAACCCUGGGCCGGCCUCAUCACUCCAUCCGCUGCAUGAGCGUGGUCCACGACAAGGUGUGGUGUGGCUCCAGGAACAAGAUCUACGUGGUGCACCCCAGAGCCAUGAACAUCGAGAAGUGCUUUGACGCCCACCCUCGUAAGGACAGUCAGGUGCGUCUCAUGGCCUGGGAGGGGGACGGCAUCUGGGUGUCCAUCCGCCUGGACUCCACACUGCGUCUUUUCCACGCACACACACACCAGCACCUGCAGGACGUGGACAUCGAACCCUAUGUCAGCAAGAUGUUAGGUACAGGAAAGUUAGGCUUCUCCUUCGUCAGAAUCACAGCCCUCACCAUCUCCUGUCAGCGCCUGUGGAUCGGCACGGGCAAUGGAGUCAUCAUCUCCAUCCCCCUCACAGACACAGCCAACAAGACGUCCAAAGGCUCCUCCGGCCCGGGGAGUGUGGUGCGAGUGUAUGGGGAUGAGAGUGGAGACAAGGUGCAUGCUGGCACUUUUGUGCCCUACUGCUCCAUGGCUCACGCACAGCUCUGUUUCCACGGACACAGAGAUGCCGUCAAGUUCUUCACGGCUGUCCCAGGUCAGUCCGUCCCAUCGUGGAGCGGAAUGGAGGCAGGAGACAAGCCCCAGGACCCCAGUGCUCAGGAAGGAGGCAGGUCCACUCUGGUGAUGAGCGGAGGGGAGGGCUACAUCGACUUCAGGAUGGGCGACGAGGAGGGCGACGGCGGCGAGGGGGAGGAGCCAGUGGUCAAGCUGCAGCCCAAAGCCGAGCGCAGUCACCUGAUCGUGUGGCAGGUGAUGCACAACUCCCAGUGACCUCCUCCUCCCGUCGCCUCUGCGGGCGCCACGGCAACCAGACUAAAGAAGAGCACUUUCCUGUCCGCAUCUGUGGCCUACCAUAGCGACACUGGAAAGAAGGAAUACACACACGAGUAUUUUUUUUACUUAUUUAUUUUAUCUGGAGUGAUUUUUUUAAAUUUAAAUUUCUAUUCUGGCAGAUAAUUUUGUUUGAAAAAAGAAAAAUCUAUAGAUAUAUGUUAAGUAUUCUUGGCCUAAUCCGUGAAUACACAAUGCGAAUAUUCCAAAUUUCAGAAUGACAUCAGGUAUUCCUUUUUUGCAGUGUCUUCUUUUAACUACUUUAUUCACACAAUAUUUGUAGCACGUUAAAAUGCCUCUAAUAAUUUAAUUUGAGCUUAAGACAUUUUUUGUAAAUUAUACUUAUUUUUAAAUUUGACAGUGGGUGUAUACAAAUGGGCCUCUUUUAUGCAAAACAAUCUGUACCAGUCUCCAAACAAUUCUAUGAAAGUCCAGAGACAAAAUGUUGAAAAACACACAAGAUUUUAAAAUUCAUAUAGAAUUUAAAAGCUCUGUACCGGAUUUUUACGAUCUUAAAAGGACAGUCUGAAAUUUUGGACACAGGAUCUCAUUUCCUAGUUAGCCAGAGGGUUAGAAAUGUCUGAACACUUUUUAAAAUAUUCCAUCCAAUCCUUGUAUUUGCAGAGGUCGCUGGGGCUACGGCCGUAAUUACCCUGCCACUAAAAACAGUCUUACCCACUCCACAAAACGCCCAAAGCAAAACAAUUAUAACGCCAGACUGUUGAUGUGAAUGUCUGUGUCGAUAGAAUAAUUUUAGAAGUAAAACCAACCUUGAAUUUUAAGGAUUUCAGUCUGAGCAGCAGCAGUGAGUUGUACUUCCUGAUAGAAAGUUUGGCAGCAGCAGACAGAUAUCACCUAGAACCUGUUUUACCUGUCGUAAGUCAUCAUCACUCAACCAGUAGACUACCAUCAUGAAAGGAGCAAGCUCGAGUACAAACCUGUUCUUCAUCAGAGGCUGUUGGUGCACCUAGAAAGACAGAUGGCACUGCAGUCAUUUUCAGAAAAGACUUUAUAUAUUUUGAACUUUGUGAAAUUGUCUGGACUGAAAUGAUCACUACAGAUCAGCCGGUUAGGUAGAGUCUCCAUUGUUGUGUCCAUGUCCAAUCCAGCAGCUAGAAGCCAGAGUUUUGUUCUUUCAGGAUCUUUUACUGAAAGAACAAAACUCUCAAGUGGUGUAAACUUUAUGGUGCCCAUCUGCAUUUACUAUUUUUGCAAUUGGUAAAUGCACACUGAUUUACCAUGUUGCCACGUCGUUGGUUUGUAAUCCACUGGUCGGUCCAACUGUAGCAGGACUGCCGUAAAUUCCGAACUAUAAGCCGCUACUUUUUUCUCACACUUUGAACCCUGCGGCUAAUAAAACCAUGCGAUGAAUAUAUGGACGGAUUCUUUGUUUGGCACAUUGUUCAUUCAUAUAUACACUCUAUGGUUUGGCAACACGGCGGAUACGCACAGAAAUGAGUCGAUGGUGAGAUUUUGAUGACGGCAGCGUGACAAACUGCAAAAAGACGACAAAAGAUUUCAGAGGCGAUAAAAGCAGACGGUCUGAACUUGAAAACGUUCUUGAAGACGUGGACACCUGCGGCUUAUAUUCAAGUGCGGCCUAUAUAUGUACAAUUUUUAAAGUUACUUAAAUUUAAUUGAUGUGGCUUAUACUGAGGUGCAGAAUUUACGGUAGCUACAACAAGUCUCACAAUUCUGUUGACGUGAGUUGAGUAGAGCAAAGUAAAUUUCUGUAGUCCUUCAACGUGCGACGAUUCAUGCGAUGCAAAGUUGUUUUUAUUUCAAACAUUAUUCUAUCAACACAGACAUUUACAUGGACAGUCUGGUGUAAUAAUAGAUUUGUUUUGGGUGUUUUGUGGAGUGGGUAAGACUGUUUAUAGUGGCAGGAUAACUAUGACCAUUGACAUGCACUAGCCUAGCACCAGCGACCUCUGCAAAUACAAGGACUGGAUGGAAUAUUUCAAAAAGUGUCUCCACAUGUCUCCAACACUCUAGCUCACUAGGAAAUGACGUCCUAUGUGCAAAAUUCCGGCUUGUCCCUUUAAAAGCAAUCUAAAAAAGCAGCAAUUUCAGUGAACCGAAGUUAUACCUCACUUACCUUAUGCAUUCUGAAGAUUAUUCACACAAUUAUUCACUGCUAUGAGUUUACUUUUCACAACUUUCAGAGACCAGAGCAGAGUUUUGACAUGAUAAAGCUAACAACAACAACACACUUCCUGAUUCUCAGACAAUAAAAUGCUUUACAAUUAGAUAAAGCCAGUACAGCGUGGACCUCAAGAGCUGCUUUUACAAUAUAUCGGACACGUUUUGCUCAAAUACACGAGGGGAAAAUCAUGUACAGAGCCUUUAAAAUAGUUUGAAACCAAAAAGUAUUUCAAUGAAUUAACCUAAUUUGCUGUAGUACAAUUUGUCAUUUCAGAAAAUCCUUUGCAACAGAUUUUUAUUUCUUAGUAUAAUUGCUCUCAUUAACCAGUUUUCUUCCAGAUCACAUUUUGCAUUUUGUUUCAACGUUUUUCAGAAUCCGAGUAUUCCUGGUGGUAUUCUGUUCAUUUGUCCCGACCGCUGCCUUAGGUAUCAACAUUUAAAAUCUCUAUUUAUUUAGUCUCCUUAGAAUGUUGUGUUCGAAACCAAAGGAAAAACUCUAAUAUGAAUUUGUGACUUGUGCGUCUGCCUCGAUGUCGAUUUUGUAAUGUAGAUAGACAGGUCUAUUUUUCAGAAUUUCGUACGUGGAAAUCGUCGGAGAACUAUUUUUUGAAAGAAAAUGAAACGGACUAUCACAAAUGUUGUCAAUGUCAUCAUAUCUGGUUUGCCAUUGAACUCUUAUUGUUCAUUUGUAAUGUUUUGCUUUUAAAGGAACUGCGUGGAAGGUUUUGAUUUUAAAUGGCGUUUUCGUGACUUAACUGUGCUCCUAGAUAUUCUGAAUUACAAAAACAUAAUAACAUGAGGCUGAAAUCCAGUUGGUUUGAAUCUAAAAGGACUCGCUCUGAUCUGAACUAGUAUCGAAAACUAGAAACUAAAUAUUUAAGUAAGUAUCGAUACUGGAAAAGAAUCGCACAACUGGAUAAAAUUGGACCUUUCCUGAACAGUUUUAGCUGGACUUUUAUCAGGACUAGUAGAUGUUCACCACAUACUAUUAUUUGUUGUUGAAAAUCACAAAUUUCUCUAAACAAAAAAAAGCUUUUACAGUUUUAAUGUGCUUAUCAAAAUCUGUAUUGAGUAUCGAGUAGUAGCUGUUUAAAAAGUGCACAGACCACAUACAGUUCCUUUAAAGUGGGCAGCCAUUUUGUGUUGAAGUAUUCUAGUAUCUUGUCAUUCGUUUGCGUGAGAGAGUGAGUGAGGGGGGGUGUCGCUUUUAGCCAUGUCAGUAUUUAUUUCAAUGAUUGAGCCUUUGCAAUUCAGAAUGUAUCUUUGUACAAUGAAAAUACCAUGAUGCUGUUUGUACGGAAACUGAACAUGCAGUGAGAUGUUUUGUUGAAUUUGACUUUGUAUAUUUACUAAACUAUGCACUAUCAACCAGCCAAA